This is a messenger RNA of Cladophialophora yegresii CBS 114405, 1623 nucleotides long. RefSeq lists its product as uncharacterized. Lineage: Eukaryota; Fungi; Ascomycota; Eurotiomycetes; Chaetothyriales; Herpotrichiellaceae. The record is from RefSeq and is a predicted model, not a curated record. The coding region runs from base 1 to 1623 and encodes 540 amino acids. The transcript has a single exon.
AUGAGCAUCGACGCAGGCGGUCUUGCUCAAAUGACUUACCAGUCUCCAUUCAACGGCUCCAUCGGUGUUUCCGGCCCCGGCUUCGCUUCCCGUGGGAAAGGUUCUCAUAUCAAGCGUCUCAGCGUUGCCCCUCCUUCCAAGAUCUCGACCAUUGACGAAACCCAACAAACGAACACAGUAUCGACUCCUCGAACCAGCCGCGGCCAUCUGUUGGCUGGUCUCCGUACAGCUCCGAAGUCUGCGACGGUUCCUCAUGCUACCAAUGGCCAGGGGCUGGAAAGUAGCAGGUACGCCUCUAUGCAGUACAGCAACCAGGCUCCGCAGACUGCCACCGGCAUGUACUUUCCGCAAGGCAGAAACUCGUUUCAUGGCAACUACCAGCAGCAACAGCAACACUACUCUCUUCCUGAACACGUGCUUGCACCUCCAUCUCUUGACUUCGUUGACGGUGCCGAGAACAUGGACCAGACAUUAUACGACGAAUUGGUAGCAACCAACAAUUACCUUGCCCAGCAACAGCGAGCUCUCCAGCAGCAACUGUUGAGCGUCACGGCCGCGGCUCACCAAUUUUCUGGGCUCAACCUCAACACCGGUUUCAUGAACAACAUUGGCCAGCAGCAGUUCCAGUCUCCCAUCAGCUCCCCGAUGGGCCUGUACAAUCAACAGUUGCAACAGGGCUUGCAACCUAUGGUGCAACAGGUGCCUGGCAGCCCUGGCGUUUUCGCCGUGUACAAUCCUAUGACUGGGCAGUCCAGCUAUGUCGUCGACAAAUCCUAUCAGCAACAACAGCAGCAACAGGAAGUGUCUCCGAACCGUCAGAAGACCUCUGCCUCGCCUCCACCCGCCAACCCAGGCUAUCACCGCCAGUAUCCAGAGCCAAGUUUCCAUCAGACCGAGACUCGAUCUAAAACACCUCCGAAGUCCAGUCCUUCCCCAGCGCAGGACGUUGAACCUCUCCCUCCUCCAUCUGCCAAUGCCUUCCGACGCGGCCACCGCAAGAAUAUGUCCUCUGCCAAUAUCAAGACCAAUAAUGAAUGGACUAAAGGCGCUGGGGCAAGACCUGGAUUUCCACAAACUCCAUUGACUGCCACCUUCGGCCCGGGGCAUGGAAGAGCCGGAGAACACCCAGUCAGACAACCCAAAGGACCACCACUUCUGCAGGAGCUUGAGGAGAAGCCUACAUCCAAACAUGAAGGGAGCAAGAACUUUGCCACUCGGCAACGCCGCCGAGCUGUCCACGACCUGGUCCGUGCUGGGCGCGAGCGCCGCAGCGAUAGUGGUCGUCAACCUGGCUCAGGAGCUGGAACACCGGGUAGCGAGAAUGACUUCAACUUUUCGGUCUCGUCUGACGACUCGGCUCUUGCUGGUAGCAGCACUUUGUCCAGCAAGCCAAGCCUGGGAAGCCUCCGAGCUGCUGCUAGUGGUGCCAUUGGUUCUGAGAUAAAGGAAAAAUCUCGAGAACGGUCUUCGGUUGACAGUGUUGGCGCUCUCAGCGCUAAGAGCGUGAGCAGCGAUGAGGGCAACUCAGUCGGAGGACCAAUCGUCGAGAUUGAGUCCGCCAGACGCAACACCCCCCUCCUUGUUCUCAGUAGCGCUGAGAAACGUAAGAGUGUUGUUAUGUGA